AUGGAAGGAAAGAUGAGAAGCUAUCAGACAAUGCUAAACAAUGGUGAAACUCUACCCAUUAUGGGUUUGGGUACAUAUUCUGGCGAAAAUGAUAGAGAAACAACUGAGAAAGCCAUUAGAACGGCGAUAAAGAUGGGGUACAGACAUUUUGAUACGGCGAAAAUAUGCGGUUCUGAGCAGGCUGUGGGCAAUGCAUUAAGACGAGCGAUUUCUGAUGAGAGGUUAGGGAUGGAAUACAUAGACAUGUAUUUGGUUCAUUGGCCAGUGGCUUUGAAGCCAUGGGUGGAUUAUCCAAUUCCCAAAGAAGAAGACUUCGAGGAAUUUGACAUGGAGAAUACCAUGGAGAGGUGCUUGGAGAUGGGCUUGUGUAGGUCCAUCGGUGUCAGCAAUUUUCCUUCUAAAAAAAUUGAAGAACUGCUUGAUUUUGCUUGUGUCGCUCCCGCUGAAGAAAUGCAUCCAAUGUGGAGGCAAAGAAAGCUGAGGGCAAUAUGUAGGGAUUACGAGAUUCAUGUUGCUCUAAGAUGGGGCUUGUCUCAAGGAUCAAGCGUUAUAGUGAAGAGCUUCAAUCCAAGAAGAAUGAAAGAGAAUAUCGGGGCCCUUCAUUUGAAGUUAGACGAAUGGGAUUUACUUGACAUAAAUAAGAUGGAGGAGAGGAAGAUCAUGAGGGGAGAGUGUCUAUCCAAUGAUCCAACAAGCCCUUACAGAACUAUCGAGGAGCUUUGGGAUGGCGAGAUUUAA
Lycium ferocissimum is the source of this 738-nucleotide messenger RNA. Its product is annotated as probable NAD(P)H-dependent oxidoreductase 2. The coding region runs from base 1 to 738 and encodes 245 amino acids. The transcript is spliced from 5 exons. The record is from RefSeq and is a predicted model, not a curated record. Gene Ontology annotation, molecular function: aldose reductase (NADPH) activity. Lineage: Eukaryota; Viridiplantae; Streptophyta; Magnoliopsida; Solanales; Solanaceae. Gene Ontology annotation, cellular component: cytosol.